GGGAUCCUGUCAUCACAGCCAGAAGAAAACCCCCACUGGUGGAAUGCAAACAUGGUAUUCAUCCCUUAUUGCUCAAGUGAUGUUUGGAGCGGUGCCUCUUCCAAGUCUGAGAAAAACGAAUACGCCUUCAUGGGAGCACUGAUCAUCCAGGAGGUGAUAAAGGAGCUGGUGGGAAGGGGUCUUGGCACUGCCAAAGUGCUGCUGCUGGCCGGGAGCAGUGCCGGCGGGACAGGAGUGCUCCUGAACGUGGACCGAGUGGCGGAGCAGCUGGAGGAGAUGGGCUAUCAGGGGAUUCAGGUGCGAGGCUUGGCGGACUCUGGAUGGUUCCUGGAUAACAAACAGUAUCGCAGAACUGACUGCAUUGACACCAUAACCUGUGCGCCAACAGAAGCCAUCAGAAGAGGAAUAAGGUAUUGGAAUGGUAUUGUUCCUGAACGCUGCAAGCUGCAGUUUAAGGAGGGAGAGGAGUGGAAUUGCUUUUUUGGGUAUAAGAUUUACCCCACUCUUCGAUGUCCAGUCUUUGUUGUCCAGUGGCUCUUUGACGAGGCCCAGCUGACUGUGGACAACGUGCACCUCACUGGCCAGCCCGUGCAGGAGGGGCAGUGGCUCUACAUCCAGAACCUGGGCAGGGAGCUGAGGAACACCUUGAAGGAUGUGACCGCCAGCUUUGCUCCCGCCUGCUUGUCCCACGAGAUCAUUAUGCGCAACCACUGGACAGACAUCCAGGUGAAGGGGACGUCGCUGCCCCGUGCCCUGCACUGCUGGGAUCGGAGCCUCCACGAGAGCAACAGGAACGGGAAGAACCCGCUGAAGGGCUGCCCCAUCCACCUGGUCGACAGCUGCCCCUGGCCGCACUGCAACCCCUCGUGCCCCACCAUCAGGGACCAGUUCACGGGGCAGGAGAUGAACGUGAUCCAGUUCCUCAUGCACAUGGGUUUUGAUGUUCAGAAGAUGGCGCAGCAGCAGGGCCUGGAGCCCAGCAAACUCCUGGGGAUGCUCAGCAGCGGUAACUAGGACGGGGUCCUCGUGGGGGCAGGGAUGGGUCAGGAGGAGACCCCCCGCCCUCCUCCCGCGCUCCCUGACCUUCCUUACGCUCACGCAGGCAGAUCCACGCUCACACCCACGCACGCUCAGCCUCCGCACACCCACGUGCUGCCAUGCUCUUGCACACCUAGGAUGUGUCAAGGAAAAAAAAAGCAGUUUCUUGCUUAUACUGUUUGACUAGAACUCGUUACCUCCGAAGCCCAGGGCUCCGUUUUGGCCGUUCACGUCCUCUUCCUGCAUUACACGGGGCAAUCCGACACAGGGAGCAGCAAAGCCGUCAAUAGCACCCAUGAGAACCUUCCCCAGACCUAGGACUUCUUCCCUUGCCGCGGAUUUUACAUCAUAGACUUGAUACAAGUGGUGAAAAAAGCAAGCACUGGAUUUAUUUUGUCCAACCAGAAGUGAAGGGACAGUUACAUGACUUGCUGGAGGUCAGCAUCUCGUGAUGGUUCGUAACAUACAAACCCAGGACACGUGCUAGGGACGGACACUCUUGUACUCAAUUUACUUUCGUAUUAUUUUAUAAAAUGACUUUUUUAUUACAUUUUUUAAACUAAGCAAGAAAUAUAAAUGAUAUUGUUUUGUAACAUAUUUUUUUUUAAAUAACGAAGAAACCUCUUGCUACUUUGGCAACGUGGACGUAUUUAUUUUAAUAUGUAAAACGCUAUUUAUAAGGGCUGAACAGAGAACCAUACGUAUGUCUUUGUAAAGUUGUAUAUGCUGCUUGUUUGGGUGGGUUAUCCUUAUGAUCACUUGUGCCUGGGAGAGAGCUGAGGGUGGUAUGACGUUUUGUAAUAGACUUCUGUGUUCCCCCUGCAGUACGCGUUGUCAUCGUUUCUCUGACGAAGAGGUUGUAGUCUGAGGUGUAAGUACAGAGGUUCCCACCCAGCCUCUGACGCUUGCGUCCUUGCACAGCAUUUUCUGCUUGUCUGCGGUUUGGCAGGUGUUCCAGGGCAUUGCAUUUUAAGAGCAUUUU
Molecule: messenger RNA, 2020 nt
Organism: Pterocles gutturalis (yellow-throated sandgrouse)
Lineage: Eukaryota; Metazoa; Chordata; Aves; Pterocliformes; Pteroclidae
Gene: NOTUM
Product: notum pectinacetylesterase homolog (Drosophila)
Exons: 8
Coding region: 52-1014 (320 amino acids)
Molecular function (GO): hydrolase activity
Source: RefSeq, a predicted model, not a curated record